UAUAAUUACCGUAUCAUAUGCGCCUCUCUAAACACCGCCGCAGUCUGCAGCUCAAGUAUUGGUGUUGAAUGUACUUUUUUUCUGAGAGAGACUGUCUUCACUAGGCUUGAGUACAUACGACACAUUCUUGGUACAUGGCAUCAGUAAACGGAUUUUCAGGAACGGGAAGGACAGGUUAUGAGAAUGCCCAUGACACGCGGGUGAAGUAAAAUGUCGGAUACCUGUUUUAAACUUUAAAUUAUUUUCGUGUCAGGUGGCGGUGAAGUAAAUUCAAACAUUUACAAGCGUGGACAAGAGGAAAUGUUUACUUGUGAAAUGUGAUUUGGUCAACCCCUGUCCUGUUUCUAAAUAGUAUUAUAUUUGAAAGAUGAAUGUGCAUACCUUUAGAAUUCAAAUAAUGCCAUGAAACACCAAAAAUCUCGAAACUACAAUUCUUUGCUAUUAUAUAAAGGACACAGGAUACCCGCAACUGUCUCACAUGGUAUGUUGAUAGUAAAUGAUAUGUUUAUAAGUACAGAUCUUCAAAACAAAACAAAAUUCAAUGAAUCAAUGCUAGACAACGAGAUAGUACUGUCUGUGAAUGUUCCUGUGAUCGUGUUGAAAGCGGUUGCCAUGACAGUCAUAAUGGCUACCGCCAUCGUAGGGAACUCGCUGGUGAUAAUAAGUGUAAAAAGGUUUGAAAAGCUACGAGGGAGAGUUACCAACUAUUUCAUCGUGUCUCUGGCAUUUGCCGAUAUAAUUGUUGCUAUUCUAGUUAUGCCGUUUAAUGCAAGCCAGGAAAUCACAGGAAAAUGGUUGUUUGGGAGAACUAUGUGUGACGUAUUUAACGCAAAUGAUGUAUUGUUUAGCACUGCUUCUAUACUGCAUCUAUGCUGCAUAAGUGUCGACCGUUACAUAGCCAUCAAUUAUCCACUCCAAUACGACACCAAAAUGUCCUCACGUUGUGCAGGCGCAAUGAUCUUUGCUACAUGGAUCGCUUCAGCACUUAUAUCCUAUAUUCCCAUCCAUGCCCAGUUUUACACAACGCAAGAACAUUACAAACUUUUGGAACAAAAUACAGACUCGUGUUCCUUUCAUGUGAACAAGAUUUACGCCGUUAUCUCUUCAAGUGUGUCAUUUUGGAUUCCGUGCACUAUAAUGGUUUUUGUGUAUUUUAGAAUAUUUAAAACUGCUCGCCAGCAAGAGAAUCACAUUUGCUCUACCAGCUUCUAUCGCUACGCUGAAGGUGGCAAUUUAGACGCUCUUCUUCAAGUUUCAUCAAAAUCCAAGAAAAUAUCUGAACGUACGAGAAUGAAACGUGAACACAAAGCUGCCAAAACGUUAGGAAUUGUAAUGGGUGCUUUUAUUAUGUGUUUUCUACCGUUCUUCUCGUGGUAUUUGAUAACUUCUUUGUGUGCUGAAAAUUGUCCUUAUCCACCAAUAUUAGGUUCCAUAUUAUUCUGGAUUGGAUAUUUCAAUUCUUGUUUAAAUCCAAUUAUUUAUGCUUAUUACAAUUUGGAAUUCCGAACAGCGUUCAAAAGGCUUUUGCACUUACGCAGUUCCCACGGUUCAUUUUUGAGUUGUUCUUUGGAUGGUGAAAAUGAUAUAUCCAAAUAAUGGAACAAGAAGGAAUCCGAAUUGACAAAUAUCUUAAGUGAUUGCAUCCGAUUGUUCACAGAAAUAUUUCCCUACAAAAAAGUUCCAACUGACUGGGACUAUCCUAAUAAGUUUAAAAAAGAUGUGUUUGUGAAACACUUUAACCCCCGUAUGGCAGCUUAUAGCGAGGGUUGAAAUUUCCAAAAUACACUUUAUACUCCAAGGUCAAGGUCAAAAGGUCAAAUUUGUUGAAGCCUAAAGCAUGGUCUUGUCACAAAAAAUAUACCUGUGAAAUAUGAAAGCCCAAGUAUACACGGUUCAAAAGUUAUGGUCAAGGUUAAAGUUUUUAAGUGGGUCAAACUCUAAGGUCAAAGUCAAAAUUGCUGGUAUUCAAAGAAGGUUCUUAUCACAAGGAACACAUUUGUGAAAUAUGAAAGCCCUAGAUCUAACGGCUCAAAAGUAAUGGUCAAGGAUAAUUUUUUUCUUUAAGCGAUCCAAACUCUAAGGUCAAGGUCAAAUUUUUAAAAACCCAGUAGAAGGUCUUGUCAAAGUUAAUACACAUGUGAGGUAUGAAAGCCCUUGCACCACUUUUCAAAAGUUAUGGAUCUGGUUAAAGUUCGAAAAUUUUGGUAAACUAACACACAUGCAUAUUAGGCUUUUUCAGCUUCCGACCUUUCCGUUGGCAAAAUUUACAUUCCGGUGGAAUUAUCAAGAAAUCAACUCAACGAAUUCAAAGAGUUAUCACAGAGAAAACAAAUAGAAAUUGAAUUAUUUAUUAAUA
Saccostrea cuccullata (small rock oyster) is the source of this 2356-nucleotide messenger RNA. Its product is annotated as octopamine receptor beta-2R-like. Lineage: Eukaryota; Metazoa; Mollusca; Bivalvia; Ostreida; Ostreidae. Gene Ontology annotation, molecular function: G protein-coupled receptor activity. Gene Ontology annotation, cellular component: plasma membrane. The record is from RefSeq and is a predicted model, not a curated record. Gene Ontology annotation, biological process: adenylate cyclase-activating adrenergic receptor signaling pathway.